Molecule: messenger RNA, 2648 nt
Organism: Musa acuminata AAA Group (dessert banana)
Lineage: Eukaryota; Viridiplantae; Streptophyta; Magnoliopsida; Zingiberales; Musaceae
Exons: 7
Coding region: 643-2451 (602 amino acids)
Biological process (GO): chromatin remodeling
Cellular component (GO): Ino80 complex
Source: RefSeq, a predicted model, not a curated record
UCCAACAUAGCACUAAACUCUACCAUAGAGAGAGAGAGAGAGACGGAGCAAAGAAGACAGCAUAUAUGGCGGAAACAACACAUCAGCAGCAGCAGCGUCAUGCCUGUAUCGACCCAAAAGUCCGGGUUUUGGGGAAGAGGGGAACCCGGGCAAAGGCGUCGUCCGACGCCGUCUCCUCUAUUUCGGAGAACCCAACCCUAACCCUAUCUCUUCUCCACGAUCGUCCCUUCUUGCUCCCAUCCUCGCUCUGCUUCUUCCCUGUACCCUCCUGCUCGUCUUCCUCUGCGGUGCGGCGGAUUUGGAUUUAUAGUUUCUGCUUUCGCCUCGGAGGCAAGGGACUCUCUUUCUCUCUGUUUCUAUAGAUUGAGGUCCUUGUGUUGUAUUCCGUGUGUGUGGGUCGGGUUACUGAAAGAUGGUUCGUCUUGGGUUUGAUUCGUGUCGCCUGGGGUUUCCUUCGGUUCCUGUGGGAAAUUUGCGUCCGGGCGCUUUCCCUUCGUGUUUGGUGUUGCAAUGUGCUACACGAACUGUUGUUCUAUUGCUCGAUCUCUGGGUUUGAUGGUCUUGGCAACAAAGUUCAUCGACUUGAUAGGAAGAAGGAAGGGAGUGUGAGAUACUUUGAUCCUCUAAGGUGCGUUCUUUCUAAUGGAGGGAUUUGGUUGUCCUAGAUUCAUUGGAUUAGAUACUGUGGUGAAGAAGCGGAGAAGUGCACGGCGUCCACGGCCAAAUGCCCAGUUGACUUUUGACGCUUGUAAUAUAUCACCUCUACUCUCUGCUCCAUCGUUAAGCAAUUCAAGAAAUUUCUCAACUGAUGAUGAUGGAGGCAGUGACACCUUCUUCCGAAGGAAAGAAGUUUAUCUCAAUGGUCCUUCUCCGAGAAGUUUAGCUAUCAAUUUAGCACCUUCAAGGAAGGUCACAAAAGAUGACAAGGCACUUCAGGAAUUAGGUGGGUACUCUGGUGGUGGUACCUCGAGAGGUGGCCAUCUUUUGGAUUUGAAAUAUUGCGGCGAGGGUAUCCUUGCCCCAGCUAAGUGGAAAAGCACUCACAAAGUUAAUGAAGCAAUUGUGAUGCAAUCAGGUUCCCCGGAUACUGGUCUGGAAAAGAGAGGGGAGGACUGUGGUAUGGAUCAUCUAGGAGAAGCUUAUCACAUAACAUCUGAGAGCAAGCUGAGAAAGGUGAAGCUCAAAGUUGGCGGAGUCACACGCACAAUACAUGCAAAGUCUGAUCUGCAGUCAAGCAGUGAUAAAUCUUCUCUUGCAAAAACCCUGCAGUUUCUAGAGGCCCCUCGGCACCGUCUAAAACUUAAUUCACAGAAUGUUUUUUAUGGUCAUUCUCCGAUAGAAAAAGGGAAUAACGUUCAAGGAGAUCCAUGGAUGGAUUCUAGUGUGCUAAACUUUCCUAAUGGGACAAAGGAUGAUUUUAGCAAUAAAGCAGUUCAAGCAGGCUUAUCUGGAAAGAAAGCAGAGCCUUCUUCCGAGCCUACUCGUAAAAGCAAGAGGGUACCCAAGCGGCGGGUUUUUGAUGAUGUUGAGGGAGAUUAUGAUAUUCGUCACAUUGAGAAACUUAGGGCUUCUAAGGUUGCUGCAGAUCAUGUUGCUGAGCUUGAUGAUAGUGGUGAGAAUGGUUUCAAGCGGCCCAACAUGUCCAAAAUGUCUAGAAGUAGAAAUGCAGCAUAUGAAGUAGAUGAUGAAUAUGUUUUGUCUCGAUCAAGCAAGGAGAAGAGAAAGAAGUUGAAACAGGGAAGGGAAUCUUAUGAUGUGGAUUAUGUUGAAGAGGAAGAACUUGGUUCUGAUGUUGCACCUGAUGCCAAGCGAAAGAAACAGAAUGCAACUCUUGAGUUAGCUGCCGAUGUUAGAACGGAAUGUCUUACUACCCGUCAACGGGCACUUCAAUCUGGAAAAGCUGGCAACGGUGAGAGUUUGAUAGAGUUCCCCAACGGAUUACCCCCUGCACCUUCGAGAAAACAAAAGGAGAAGCUCUCAGAAGUUGAGAUACAAGCAAAGAAAGCGGAGGCUGCUCAGAGACGGAAAAUGCAAGUAGAGAAGCAAACUAGAGAAUCUGAGGCAGCAGCGAUAAGGAAAAUAUUAGGACAAGACAAGAAGGAAGAAAAGAAGCAGAAAGAGCUCGAGGAAAAGGCAAAGGCUGCCAAAUCUAUAACAUUGCAACCCAGCACCGUACGUUGGGUGACCGGUCCAACCGGCACGAUUGUUACUUUUGCUGAUGAUGUAGGCCUUCCAAGUUUAUUCGGAUCUAAGCCAUCCAGGUGCAAUUGUAUUCUCUCAUGCAAAUCUCUCUUACCCUCCUCCACGAGAGAAAUGCGCCGGUCCAUCAUGUACAAAUGCAUACAAGUACCGAGAUUCCAAGACCAAGCUUCCAUUGUGCAGUCUGCAGUGUUACAGAGCUAUCCAAGAAAGGGCAUAAGACUAUCACAUCUCUCCAACUCCUGUAGGUAGGAAAUGAAACCUCAGUAGUAGUUUUACCCAUGGAAAAGUCUCUUUCUUUUUUGACCUUUUAAUCACUGACUGACUCAGAUGUGUCAGAUGCUUAUUGUAAUAUAACUUCUCAUUCAAAUGAGUCAAGAGGCUGUAGAUGUAACCACACUCUUAUUCAUGAAAUGAAAAGGUAUUUCCAUUUUGUGGUUAUUGUAAAA